AUGAUGAUGAAGAUGAGUAGUGCGCGUGUGUCUUACUGGACAAUGCUGCUUCUCUUCCUUGCAAUGCUGGAGCCGUGCCCUGUGGCGGCUUUGGACAUAACCAAACUCCUGUCGGAAUAUCCCUCAUAUUCCUCAUUCUCCGACUACCUCAAGCAAACGCAACUGACCGACGCAAUAAACGCCAGGCAGAGCGUGACGGUGUUCGCGGUGGAUAACACCGCCAUGGCUCCUCUCUCCGGGAAAUCAAUCCACCACAUAAAGACCAUCUUGAGCCACCACGUCGCGCUGGGCUACCUGGAUCUCCACCAAACUCAAACCAUCAGCGCCACCACGCUGUCGCAGGACGAGGGAGUGCUCCUCAAGAUCAACAACGGCGACGUCACCUUAGUGUCCGCCGCCAAGCCAAACGGCGUGGCCAGAGCCAAACUCAUAAAACCCCUCACGGCAGAAUCCGAGAAGCAGUGUAAUAUUUCGGUGGUGCAGGUAAACAGCCUCAUGAUAAACACCAAUCCGGAGGUUAUAAUCCCAGUCAAGUCACCUGUGCCGGUGAUAUCACCCGUACCGGUAAUCACUCCGAUUCCGGUCAAGUCACCCGUGCCGGUCAUUUCACCCGUCCCAGUAGUAUCGCUUGUUCCAACACCUACUCCGCUGCUAACACCAAUUUCCGCCGAUAUUAUAUCACCCGUUCCUGUAAUCUCCCCCGUUCCGGUCAAGUCUCCCGUCCCGGUCAUAACACCCGUCCCUGUAAUCUCACCGGUUCCGGUCAUCUCCCCCGUCCCGGUCGUAUCACCCGUCCCAGUAAUGACUCCUGUUCUGGUUAACCCCCCGGCGCCGGCAGUCUCUCCCGCCAUUCUGAUUAAACCCCCGGCUCCAGUAAUGCCAGCGGUGCCCGUAACUUCACCGGUUCCGGCAGUAUCACCUGUGAGAGUGCCGGUGCCUGUCCCAGUCCCGGUGCCGGUAAUGACACCAGCAGCUGGUGACGUGGUUGGGAGUCCCGGUUCUGCGGGUCCAGGUGACGGCUCUGCGGGUGAGACUGAAGCCGAUGGUAAACAUAAGUCAGGGGUGGUUCUGUUUAGCGUGAAUUGGUCUUUAGCUAUUUUGCUUGCUUUCUCCCUUUCACUAUUUAUUAAUUAUGAGUAUUGA
Messenger RNA from Vigna umbellata (rice bean), 1143 nucleotides. Lineage: Eukaryota; Viridiplantae; Streptophyta; Magnoliopsida; Fabales; Fabaceae. The record is from RefSeq and is a predicted model, not a curated record.